Messenger RNA from Marasmius oreades (fairy-ring Marasmius), 3403 nucleotides. RefSeq lists its product as uncharacterized. The record is from RefSeq and is a predicted model, not a curated record. The coding region runs from base 326 to 3343 and encodes 1005 amino acids. NCBI's taxonomy places the organism in Eukaryota, Fungi, Basidiomycota, Agaricomycetes, Agaricales, Marasmiaceae. The transcript has 11 exons. Gene Ontology annotation, molecular function: zinc ion binding; 5'-3' RNA helicase activity; RNA binding.
UUUGAAGACCGUCAAAGGGAACAUCUAUGUGAAUCAGGCUGCGGCACAGUCAAAGAAGGCAGCUACGGGCAUCGAUUAUCGUGAAGAAACAUUCAUGUUUGAAUUCAACGUAAUGUGGGUGGCUCGGCUAGUCUUUUUGAUUUGAAUUGGCGGAACCCUUUCUUGACUUUGAACUAUAAACGGUAAAGGAAGAAAGGACAAAGGCUAAACAAAGGUGCAAGCACGAGGCCUUCCUGGUUAAAGGCCUCCCAGUCAUUUAUAAAGACGCAACCUUCCCUUCCCGAAUCCCAUCUUCUAUCAUACUCAUACUUCCAUCUUCUCCAAAAUGGUCCAGAGAGGUCCAUGCCCACAAGUUCUUGCUAACGGCGCAUGUUCGGAUCCAACUUGUCGACACGAGCAUAAUGUCCCCAACUGCGAUGCUUGCCAGCUCGUCUUCAAGAUCCCAAACGAGUAUCGAGCACACUUGAAGUCAAAGAAACAUCAAAACAAAGUGCAAGGUCUUGCAGAAGCGAUGUCGACAGUGCUCUACUGCGCAAUAUGUCAGAUAUACGUUCAAGGUAUGGCAUCAUGGACUUCACAUAUUCGUGGUGGCAAGCAUACCACAAAGGCUCGUAUUCAAGGCCUCGCGCCGACCAUUGAGCCUGAAGUUCCCGAGGAGGUCCCGAACCACGAAUUCUGCGUCGUUUGCCAGAUCCACAUCCUCAACCGGUUCCUGGCUCGUCACCGAGACUCACACCGACACAAGAUGCGAGCUCAAUUCUUGACCUUCAGGUCGGUUAUAGAAGAGGCAGAGAAGGACAAAAAUGGGGUCUCGGUGAAAGGAGAUUUUGAUUUCGGUAUUAUCGAUCCGUCCGCUACCGGUAAUGGAAUCACAAUGCGGGCGACGAUUGCAAGAAACGAUCCUUCCUCCCGGAUAAAUCUGGUCCAGUUCCAGUUAGCGUCUUCCCAAGGAAAGCGCACCUAUUCCCCAUUUACUGUUUCUGGUUUCGGACAAAGCCAAGCUGCAGUGUCCGUUCCUUACACCUCCUCCCCGAGUCUGCCUUUCAAUAUCACCAUGUCAACGCGGUAUUUUGGUCGAUAUGAAGAUCGCCUUGAGCUUGUUUUUGAGGAUGUACGCCUACGAACACGCUUCUUGAUCACCCGGACGCUACUUGUGAUUGUCGGGAAUAAGGCAGACCACGAGCUUCUUCGGCCCAAGGCACCGUACCAGCCCCGGAAGAGAGUAGCUCGCCAGCCUGAGCUACAGGUUGUGGAAGGAGAGCCAGCUCCCACUCUCAAAUCUAUACCAUAUGUCAACACGUUACCAAAAGCACCAAUUUCUCAGAACUUGGCGAAGAUACUGGCCACUGGUUCUCCGAAAGAAAUUGUCGAGCGGCUCCAAACGCUCUUUCUUCCCCGAGUCUUCGCCAGCGAAACCUAUUCAAAGCACUUCAAGACUCUUCUUUGGACGGAGGAGUCCCAAAUGGAGCGCGACCUCGAACAUUACGAUAUCCAUCAAGCGAAACUUUCAAGGCACAACCAGUAUCAUUAUCUUGAGGUCCCAGGCUUGGCCGAGAAACGACCUAGCGUGUUGGUUGGCGACACGAUUCUGGUUCAGCGUAAUGGCAGUCGCGAGGGACAUUGGUUCGGCGGUUUCGUUCAUUUUGUUCGAAAAGAAGAGGUUGGAUUGAGGUUCCAUUCUUCUUUCGUUCAGAACCCCAAUGAUCGUUUCUUGGUGAGGUUUAAAUUGAACCGAUACCCAGUUCGUCGUCAACAUCAGGCGCUGGAUUCAGCGUUCUCUCAGGACCGAGUCUUAUUCCCAGCACCGGAACAUCUCCACCCCGCUGCUAUUCCUCGAAGUACAUCUUUGAGGGUGUACAAUGGCACGAUUGCCUCCAAUCCGAGGCAGCUCCAGGCGGUGACUUCGAUUUCUCGCUCACCAGCUGGUGCUGUCCCAUUCGUUAUCUUUGGGCCGCCCGGAACAGGGAAAACCGUCACUAUGGUUGAAUCAAUUCGUCAAAUUCUCGCCAUGAACCCCAGAGCACGCGUGCUCGCCUGUGCUCCUAGCAAUUCCGCUGCCGACCUCAUCGCACUGCGCCUCAUCGAUCUCGGCGCCGACGUGUUAUUCCGUGCUUAUGCGCCAUCCCGACACAAAGAACAAGUUCCUCUAGAGCUCUUACCAUUCACGUAUCGCAAUCCCGACGGUCAUUUCUCGGUGCCCUCAGUGUUCUCUCGGAUGAGACACUUCCGCGUGAUUGUUACGACUUGCAUAUCCUCGGUUAUUGUUUCUGGCAUCGGGAUUCCUCGAGGUCAUUACAGUCACAUCUUCGUUGACGAAGCGGGCCAGGCUACCGAGCCGGAGGUGAUGGUGGCAAUCAAGAAUAUGGCGGAUAACAAUACCAAUCUUGUUUUGUGUGGAGAUCCGAAGCAGUUAGGUCCGAUCAUACGAUCUACUGUUGCCCAAAAGUUGGGAUUGGAACUUUCAUUCAUCGAGAGGUUGAUGAAGCGGGAGAUAUAUGAUGAGGUCCAGGGCUACGGAAAGUCGGUGGUCAAAUUGACCAAGAACUACCGUUCCCACAACGCGAUCUUGAAGUUCCCGAAUGAACGCUUCUAUGGUGGUGAUCUUGAACCAUGCGCUGACCCCAAAAUUGCGAACCUUUACACGAACUCGACGCAUGUUGUUUCAAACGGUUUCCCGAUCGUGUUCUAUUCCAUUUCUGGGAAAGACGAUCGAGAGGCCUCGUCUCCUUCGUUCUUCAAUAUUGACGAAGUGACUGCGGUCAAGUCCAUCGUUGCGAAAUUGAGGUCAGACAGGCGCAUACGGAUUACCGAUAACGAUAUUGGUGUGAUUGCGCCCUAUCAUGCUCAAGUCCUAAAGCUCCGAACCGCUUUUAGGAGUUUCGCGGACUCCGUAAAGGUUGGGAGCGUAGAGGAGUUCCAGGGACAGGAGCGUAAGGUGAUCAUCGUUUCUACAGUUAGGAGUAGUCGUGAAUUCGUCGAAUACGACCUUCGCCAUACACUGGGAUUCGUCGCUAACCCUCGACGAUUCAACGUCGCCGUCACUCGCGCGCAGUCACUUUUGGUCAUCGUUGGAGAUCCCUCUGUGUUGUCGCUUGACCCCCUCUGGCGUUCGUUCCUCAAUUAUGUCCACACGGGUGGUGGUUGGAGUGGGCCGGAGCCGACUUGGGACACUGAGGAGCCUGUAGAUGAGGCUGGCGGAUACGAUGUCAAGUACCGAGAUGCUGCACAACAAGACAUGAAUGCGUUCUCGCGUAUGAUGGAGGCGCUCACGUUGAACGGCGUGGCAGAGGAAGGAGAGGGCGAUAAUGUCAAUGUCGACAGGCCGUGGGCAGAGGUGGAAUGAUUUGCGACCUCAGCAUUCCUUUGCUUGUAUUGAAUACCCAAAAUAUGUUUCUCAGCAUCG